AUGCAAACUCUACUACUACGAGUGUGGGCAUUGGCUUUUCACCUUACAAUAUCAUGCGUGUUGGUAUCUUCAAACAUAGUCGUCCAAACGAACUAUGGAAAAGUUGAGGGUUUUAAGACUGACAAAACUAUCUUAUUCUAUGGUAUUCCAUAUGCUGCUCCACCAGAGAGGUGGCGACUACCAGUAAAACCCCGAUCAUGGGAACCCUACACUAUACACGCUGACCACCUUCCCCCCGGGUGCCCUCAAGUGUGUGACCAACCACCAAAUGGCUGCCCCGAUACAUUCAGUGAAGACUGUCUUUAUUUGAAUAUCUUCACACCUGUAAACGCAAAUCCGACUUCAGGGUUUCCCGUCAUGGUGUUCAUCCACGGCGGAAGCUUUGUUGAUGGUGGAAUUGGUGCUAGAAUAUAUGACGGCAGGUUUAUAUCGAAUAUGACAGAAACGGUUGUAGUGACCAUUAGCUAUAGACUAGGAGCAUUGGGGUUUGCUGUGUUUGGAAAUGGUAUAGACGGUAACUUCGGUUUUAUGGACCAGCAAUUUGCCCUGCAGUUUAUUCAGGAAAACAUCGGAAAUUUUGGUGGCGACCCUGACAAGGUGACGUUGUUUGGCCAGAGUGCUGGUGCUCAAUCUGUCAGCCUUCAUCUGGUCUCCAAUUCAAGUAGCCACCUCUUCCAUCGUGCCAUCGUCCAGAGUAAUCCAUUCACUCUUCCUUUUAGAAAGCACACAAGUGCUUUGUAUUUAAGUGAUUACUUAGCUGCAUAUCUAGGGUGUCCUCUCAGAGAUGUUGCCUGUAUGCGGCGUUGUACUGCAGACGACAUCGUCCAAGCACAGAAGAAAGCGGCGCUCAAAAUACUCCUUGACCUGUCUAAUCCGCUACAAUUGUUUGAAGCAUGGGGACCAACAGUUGGUGGAGAUCUGAUUCCCAAGUCUCCCAUGGAUGCAGUGCGACUAGGUAUUUUCCAACAAAAGCCGCUAAUUGUAGGCUCUCUCACCGAAGAGGGCAGGUUAUUUGUCUAUAAGGCCUUUACAAGUAGGGUUUCAGUUUUGAAAAGUGUGGAGGUGUUCCUUGCUUUAUUUCGUCAGGAUACAUAUAGAGUUCUACUUCGAUACGUCCCCUACCCAGGGGCUGAUAAUCGUAAUUUACUCGCGCGAUUGUUAACUGACUACGCAUUUACGUGUUCUACGAGGAACAUUACCAGAGAAAUGGUAAAGCAAAGUGUGCCUGUCUUAUAUUCGUACAUUUUUGAUCACGCUUUUUCUUUUAAAGAUGCAUGGGGUAAAUUUUCAUUCUGCCGAGGUCACGUCUGCCACUCUUCUGAUUUACCUUUUGUUUUCCACGAUGCUACACUUGCCGGUUAUAAAUACACCAAUUAUGAGUUAAAUCUCGCAGAUGAUAUGGUUAAGUACUGGGCAAACUUUGCUCAUUCUGGCGAUCCAAACCAACAGUUGUCGAAUAAACGUGAUUAUCUGACAAAAUGGCUACCCUAUACAUCGGCAGAUAAAUGGGCAUAUAUGCACUUUAAAACACCAUGGAGUAAAGUUGAAACAGAUUUCCAAGAGAGCAUCUGUGAUUUCUGGGAUCAAAUAGGUUAUGAACCGAUACGUUUGUGUUAAUAGUGGUUGUACCAAAAAUCCGGUAACGGUAUGCGGUGAACCCACAUUUAAUCAGAAGUUGACUGUCGACAACGAGAAGUAUUGAUGUGAAUACCUAGAACUUAUUUGGCUUAUAGUCAAUUAUAGGCACCCGAAGCGCCCUCGAAUAACAGAUUCGGAACGCAGUGCUUAUGUUGAUUACGUAGAAAAAAAACACCUGUAUUUCUCGUUUGAGACGCGACUUAGAGCUGCAAUGCGCAGUGUUGUGAAAUUGUUUAUUUCUGAAGAUUCCCUAUUAAAUUUACACAGCCAAACAUUGUAAUUAUUAUCAUCAAGCCAAAAUGAAAAUAAAUAACAAUUGUGGUGACGUCACUUUGAUGAUGUUAGCAUUCACAUUGAGACACACCUCAUUCAUGAUACUACGUCAUGUUUUGUAUAGUAUUUUCUUUUAAGGUGAGUUGUGCUUACUACUGUAUAAUUUGAACGUGUUCACAUCUUAUCCAAGUGUAUUGUCCGUGACCAAAAUUCUACAAUAUAUUGAAAUAUAUUCCACCUCUCCAUGUCACCAGUGGCGUAUCUAUGGGAUGCGCGAGGGGGGGGGGGGACCGUCCCCCACCCCUAAUCGUUAAAAAUCACUUAAAAUCACCUUAUUUUGCGAAUUAGCGCCCCUCAACUGAUCAUUGAGCACCCACUUCACCUUCGCGCCUCCCCCCACUAUCAGCACCCCCAUUUCAAGACUUCUAGAUACGCCAUUGCAUAUCACACCUAUUAAACUCUAAUGUUACGCACCCUCAUUCAGCACAACAUAUCAGGAGGUGGCUCUUCCUGGUAUUAACGGUAUUACCAUACGUCUCGUCUCGUAACAACCAACUCCAUUAUGUCUAUCCCAUCUUUUCCCACUCCCGCCUAAAAUGUGCCAUGCUCUUUAAUGCAUCAUCACACAUCUUCCUCCCUCCCUCUAGUUCCGUUGCCUUUUGAUCAAAAGAAUAAAACGUUAUUACAUGUGGUCACUGUUGGAAAACCGGCUCAUUUGCAUCUUUUUGCAUAGGGAUUACAUAACCUUGAGAUACUGCAGUGUAUUGUGCACAAACCGAUGCAUUCAAUGCGACAACAUCCUACCAGAGAUACCCAUUUAUACUCUUGAUUAGUGACAGACAAGCAGACGUAUAGUUAUUUUUUUUAAGAAAGCAGGAGAUUCGAACCACAACCUGUCUGAGAGACACUGUGCCACUUCCACGUUCUACAUCCUGACUGCAUGUGAUAGUUUUUUUUUAAAUUAUUAUUAAUGAUUGCUCACCUGGGAUGUCUAGUAUUGUGGAAUAUCAUCUAUAGAUGCAAAUGAUAUCUUAAACUCACCAAAUCAUCUAAUAUCUUAGAGAAAUAACGUCUGCCUUUCAUGUAGUGUAACAUAUUUGGAAGUCAAUCUUGCAGGUGUAAUAGAGUAGGGUUUACCUUUAGGUUUAGUUUACGUUUAAAAGACACCAACCUAUAUACACAUAAUUCUUCAAGCGAACAAAAUACUGAUCAAUCGUGUCUCAGAUGAUGAAACUGCAUUUUAUUUAUUUGAUCACAUAGAUUAAGUUGUAGGCCUAUUUUAAAAUAAUGAAAGUAUUGAUGAUUAUUAUGAACCAUAUAGUUUUAUGUAAUUGUGAUAUUGUAUAUUGAUGAAAGCAAUAUUUUGGGUUAGAAGAUUGUGUAUCAGGUUGUGAUUAUUACUUAUCUGUUAGUAAAUUGUACAUUUAUUGUGGUAUAUAAGUUGACAUUUUACUUUUAACUGAAAGUAAUUAACGAAUUAUUAAUUAAUUAAAGUUAUG
Molecule: messenger RNA, 3410 nt
Organism: Anneissia japonica
Lineage: Eukaryota; Metazoa; Echinodermata; Crinoidea; Comatulida; Comatulidae
Product: cAMP-regulated D2 protein-like
Exons: 4
Coding region: 1-1617 (538 amino acids)
Molecular function (GO): cholinesterase activity
Source: RefSeq, a predicted model, not a curated record